Strongyloides ratti is the source of this 792-nucleotide messenger RNA. RefSeq names its product Cytochrome c1, heme protein, mitochondrial. The transcript has 4 exons. Lineage: Eukaryota; Metazoa; Nematoda; Chromadorea; Rhabditida; Strongyloididae. The record is from RefSeq and is a predicted model, not a curated record. Gene Ontology annotation, molecular function: heme binding; electron transfer activity. Gene Ontology annotation, biological process: mitochondrial electron transport, ubiquinol to cytochrome c. The coding region runs from base 1 to 792 and encodes 263 amino acids.
AUGCAAAGGGCCAUUAGUUCUGGAGUGUUUAAAAAUCUAGCUCUGGGUCUUGGAGUUACUAGUGUUGGAGGAUUCUUGUAUGCUCUUGAAAAUUCUAUUCAAGCAGGUGAACAUGUAUCUCAUCCAACUAAAUUACCCUGGCCUCAUGCUGGACUUUUUGAUUCAUUUGAUUAUGCUUCAGUUCGUCGUGGACAAUUUGUUGAUACAUUUAUGACAUUAGAUGAAGUUAAGGCUGAAGCAGCUGAAGCUAGUAUUCCAGACACAAAUGACAAAGGACAGCCAAUUGUAAGACCAGGAACAAUAAAUGAUGUUCUUCCAAGUCCAUAUCCUAAUAAAAAAGCUGCUGCUGCUGCUAAUAAUGGUGCUAUUCCACCAGAUCUUUCAUUGAUGGCCAUGGCUCGUCAUGGAGGUGAUGAUUAUCUUUUCGCCUUGUUAACUGGUUAUUUCGAUGCACCAGCUGGUAUAAAAGUUGAUGAAGGAAAAGCUUAUAAUCCAUAUUUCCCUGGAGGAGUUAUUUCUAUGCCACAACAAUUAUUCGAUGAAGGUAUUGAAUACAAAGAUGGAACAUUUGCUUCACAAUCACAACAAGCUAAGGAUGUUAGUACUUUCUUACACUGGACAUCAGAACCUUUCCACGAUAAAAGAAAACAAUAUGCUCUUAAGGUUUUGGCUAUUGCCCCAAUUCUCGCCUUAGUUCUUGUUUAUGCUAAACGUCAUUCAUGGACGAUUAUCAAAUCACAAAAAUAUGCUUGGCGUUCAGUAAAGGGAAGAGAACCACCAAAAUCAAAGUAA